Messenger RNA from Portunus trituberculatus (swimming crab), 3284 nucleotides. Its product is annotated as peflin-like. Bases 158 to 928 code for a protein of 256 amino acids. Lineage: Eukaryota; Metazoa; Arthropoda; Malacostraca; Decapoda; Portunidae. The record is from RefSeq and is a predicted model, not a curated record. The transcript has 6 exons. Gene Ontology annotation, molecular function: calcium ion binding. Gene Ontology annotation, biological process: COPII vesicle coat assembly.
CAGCUGAGUCAGGCAGUAGUUAUAGGCAGUAGGUAGUCAUUAUCACUCGGUCCCUCAUUCUAACUCCCCGGCACACCCAGCAGACAGCAGCAGGUGAGCAGCAGCCGGCCAGAGGACACCCAGUCACCCACACCCUCACAGCAACCUCCUGUCAACCAUGAGUGGCUACCCAGGGUAUGGAGCACCGCAGGGAGGUUAUCGCGGCCAGGUGCCUCCACAGACAGGAUAUCCAGGCAGCCAGGUUCCCAGGGGCUAUCCGGGACAACAGCCUUAUGGGUACCCAGGGCAGCAGCCUCCCCCAGGGGCGUACCAGCAGCAACCAGGGACCUACCCGGGCCAGCAGCCUCCCCCAGGGGCAUAUGGGCAGCCCCAGCCCGGCGGAUACCAAGGGCAGGGUUACCCCGGCCAGGCCCCUCCCGGCAUGGACCCCAACAUAGCGUCGUGGUUCCGAGCAGUGGACCAGGACAACUCGGGACAGAUCAAUGCCAAGGAGCUCCGCCAGGCCCUACAGAAUGGAAACUGGUCCAACUUUUCCGAUGAGGCUUGCCGGCUUAUGAUCUCCAUGUUUGACCGAGACCGCACUGGAACCAUCUGUAUUCAGGAGUUUGCCCAGCUGUUCUCCUUCAUCAACCAGUGGACGGAGGUGUACCGCAGGUUUGACCGAGACAAUUCCGGCACCAUCGACGAGGGAGAGAUGAACACUGCCCUGCAGCAGAUGGGUUACCGUCUCAGCCCACAGUUCAUCUCCUUCCUGGUGUUCAAGUUUAACCCACAAACCCGCAAGGUGACUCUGGACAACUUCAUUGUGUGCAACAUUCAGCUCCGCAACCUUACCGAAGCCUUCAAGAGCCGGGACCGCGAGAUGAAGGGAAUGAUUUCUAUCAGUUAUGAGGACUUUGUCAACAUGGCCUUCACCUCACUCAUGUAGCAUGGGUGAGGGUGAGGGUGAGGGUGAGGGUGGUGAUGGUGAGGCUGGGUGAUGCGUUGGCUAGUUUGCUCCCUGGCUGGCUAACUGGGUACUGACUGACUGACUGACUAACUGACUGGAUAGUGGUUAUGAAGACUAAUUUAUUGACCAACUUGAUAAUUGGUGGUAGAUUGACUGGCUAAGUGACUGACUGGGUUGUGGUGGUGCUGGUUAUCUGACUGAAUUGCUGACUGAAUGACUUUCUGUUGAUGAUAAUUGGUGAUAUAUUGACUGACUGACUGGGUAGUGGUGGUGCUGGUUAUCUGACUGACUAACUGACUUUCCCAUCCUGAUUUCCUGACCAGCUGUGUGGUGAGGGAUGGCUGUGUCACUCACUGAAGGACCCACAAUGCCUUUGGUCUGGUGUUUGCUUGGUGACAUGGCUGGAGUGGUGGGAGUGAACUGUGCACGCUGGCUUGCCUUGCCCACCAGCUGUAGCAGUGAGCAUGUGUGUCACUUGUGAGGAAGAGUGUGGAUGAAGGUUCUAUUACUUUGCAUUUAUGUAUGAUUUGUUACCAAGGAAAGUAUUCAAUUUUAUAUAGAUGAAAAAUUAAAAUAAGAUACACCGCUUUGCAUUUUUAUAAGCUGUAGUAGUGGUAGGAAUUCUUUUCAAGUGAAGAAGGUGAGCUGAGGUGAACAAAAAAUUACCAUAGCUUUGCAUUUGUUGCCACCUUCAGUCAUGGGCUGGUGCAGAGGAAUACAGGGAGCUUCACCACGCACCACUGUACACCACCUGUGGUAAGGCUGAUCAACUUGUACUGUGUAUGGAAGUGAGCUCAGAACAAACCUCUACAUAAUCAAGCUAGCUCAGUUGAAGCACCACAUAUAACACACACACACACACCAUUUACACACUUAGCUGCAUCAUCAAUUUGAUCAAUUAUUGUAGUAGUAACAGUGAUUUGCUUUCCAUACUAGUUGAUGACACACCUGGGUGGUCGUGUAUGUCGCUCGCCUUACUAAGGUUGUAAUGGUGGUGUGGUGAGCUUUGCAGUGUGUUCUUCCUCCAGCAUCAAGAAACACAUUGCUACAACACUAGCCACUCCUGGGGAAUGUGGCUCACCUCUUGUCCCUCUCCAUGUCCAAUAUUUACUCUGAGAUAUUAUUGAAGUAAAUACAUUGAGGUAAGGCAAUUCUUAACGCCACCAUGCGGGACACCGAGCCUGUGAGGUCCAGCUUCCCCACGAGUGGUGAGUUGUGACUCCUGCCUCCUUUGUUGUGUUGGUCUGUCAUCACACUUCAGGGACUCUGUGUGGCCUUAGCCUGGUGCACUUGAGAAGUGACUGCCUCGUGACAAUGUUAAAUGCUCAUGUCUUGAACUCUUGAGACUUUUAUUGGUAGCAUAGUGAGUUGGGCAGGUGUGAACUUAAAAUACAAUCUUGUCCUUCUGUCUCAAGUCCUUUGGUUGUACUUAAAACAAAUUAAAAUUUAGAUGCCUAACAUAUAAAGUGUGUUUGUGUGUCCUCAGCAGGACGGAGACAGUUUAAGCGUCUCCCUUUUUUCCUGUAGCAGGAAACUGGUGCAAUACCCAAGUCAAGGAGCGAUGACCUUGUGACCUGAAACCUUGGUGAUGGCAGCCUGUCCAUAGCUAUGGUGCUGGACAAGCUGGAUCACAGUAGAUGAAAAGUACUUAGUUUUAUCUUUAAGGUUUGUUGAGUGCAGUGGCGGAGUGUUACUGAUGCUGCUGCCUCACCUGUACAAGGUUGACCAGGUGUGACUAACUUCUCAUACUGUUUUUCUUUAAGGUCUUGGCAUCUUCAUGUAAAGCAAGUCUUUGUAAGAUGCUUUAGAUGUUUAACUAAGACUGUUGAUUUUGUCAUUGUUAAAACUAAAGUAAUGAUUUAUGCUGACUUAUUUACUGACACGAGGCAAUGAAUUUGUUUUCCAAACAGUUACUUACUGAAGCAUGACUGUGUCAACUGACUGUCUUCCUAUUGAAGCAACGAGUGAGAGUGGAGACACAGCACAACACACACCAAAUCAGUGACAAGUUUGAUGUGACAGGAAGGACUAUUGUGGAGUUCAUUCAACAUUGUGAGAAACUGAACCUUAUCUAAUACAAUACCAGGGACUGCAGUGUGCACUGUGGCCUUCCACCUUCUCUGAUAUUCCUUACAUUCUCAGUUUAAUCUGAUCAGUUAUAACCUAACAUAAUCAAAACAAUAACUCAAAAAUGUUCAUGUGAUUGUUGUAUAUGUGGUGUGUGUCAGUGGCUUGCUGUGUGCUGAGGUGAAGUGAGGUGAACUGUACUCUUGCUGUCACUAGCUUGCCCUGAAUCACUGUUAUUGACUACUAAUAAAACUAUAUAUACUGUUAA